GGUGGUGAUGGUGUUUUGAAAAGGUAAUUAUAUAUAUGAUACAGAACGCCAAAGCGUAGAUAGAUAGGGAAAAGUGAGUUUUGAGUUUCCAAGCCUAGUGACCCAGUUCCCUUCUUCAGGGACAAUCGCUGCUACCAACUUCUUUAUUUCCCUUCCAGAACUUGUCUGUUCCUUUUCAAACUCAUGUAUUCGUAUCCUGUAUUUUGUUUUUUCUAAACAUUUUCUCUGUACUUUUAUUCUCCUCAUUACACCAUAUCUUGGAGAUCAUUUCACACCGUACAUGUAGAGCAGAUUUCUCAACCUCAGCACAGUUGACAUUUUGGGCCAGAUUGUCCUUUGCUCUGGGUGCUGUCCUGUGCAUUAUAGGAUGGUUAGAAGUAUCCCCGGCCUCCACCCAUUAGAUCCCAGGAGCACCCCCACCCGCAAGUUGGGAUAACCACAGAUGUCCCAGACAUUGCAAGUGUCCCCCGGGGGCAAAAUUGCCCCCAAUAAAGAACCUCUGAGGUAGUGCUGCCUUGUUCCUUUUAAGGACUACAUGGUGUCCCACAUGUGCGUGUAACACUCACUGAUUUUCUUGUUGAUGGGCAGUUGUUUCCAAUCUCUUGAUAGGAGUAGUAAUUGUAAUAAGGAAGAACCUCUGUAUUCUUUCUUUAUUUUUUUUGGCUGCACUGUGAGGCAUGUGGGAUCUUAGUUCCCCCAACCAGGGGUCGAACCUGUGCCCCUUGCAGUGGAAGUGCAGAGUCCUAACCACUGGAGUGCCAGGGAAGUCCCAGAACCUUUGUAUUGUAUUGCAAGUUAAUCACUAAAGGGAUGUUGCCUAUAAGCUUGAAUUACACAUAAUGGGGUUCUCUGGGAAACCCUGCCUCCCAGGUAAUGAGCAUUAAGCUAAAAUAUCUUGUUUAGCCCAUAGGAAACAUCCUGACCAAACCCACCUGUGAAUGACUGCAGGAAGGAAGAAAUUAACACAUCCCCUCUGAAAUGUUUGACUUUUUUCCCUCCCUUUCAGUAUAAAAAAAUCUUGGAAUUGUAACUCAGGAAAGAUGAUUCUUUGGGACGUGAAUCAUCAUCGUCUCCGUCUGCUGGCUUUCUGAAUAAAGUCACUGUUCCUUGCCCCAACAACUCGUCUCUCGAUUUACUGGCCUGUCAUAGGGCGAGCACUAUGAGAUGGGACUCAGUCACAUAAUGAUAAUAAAAAAACUAACAUUUGUUUAGCACUGGCACUGCUCUAAAUGUGUUACAUGUUUUCAUUCAUUUAAUUUUCACAACAGCCUUGUGGAGUCAUCAUUGUUAUUUGCCUCAUUUGACUGUUGAGGAGGCUCAGGCCCAAAGAGGACAGGGAACAUGUCUGAGGUCACACAGGUAGGGGGUGGCAGAGUUGGAAGCUGAACCCAGACAGCCUGGCUCCAGAUGGGUGCCCUUCACUGUAGGGCUGUACUGCCUCUUCCUACAAACCCUGUCGUUUCACACACAUACGAGGAUGUCUGAAGACAGAUACCAGAAAUGAGGUUACUGGGUUAAGGGUAUGUGCACCUUCAGUGUUAAAGAUAUUGUUAAUUUCUCUCCAACCAGCACUGUGUGAAAAUUCUUACUUGGGCCCUCUUAGUGUCAGGCUUCCUUGGUGAUGUGUGGUGUAUACUGAAUUAAAAAGGAAAAGGAAGGCAAGAAAUAACCAUGUGCCUGUCGCUGAAGAUAUCUCAUGUGAACUCUUAACAGCUAAGGGUGAAGCAGGUUUUGUUUACCCCAUUGCACAGGUGAGCAAACAGGCUUUGUGUAGCACUCCCACAGCCAAUAAUUGGCAGAAGCAAGCUUUGAAUCCAGAAUUAUCUAAUAUCAAACUGCUGUUCUUUCCUCCCCAGCAGUGCUGAGUUCCUUGGAGAAUAUUAUUUUGUGGACAAGAAUCGUGCUCCUUCGACUUGGGGUGUGUGCCACGGGCAAACAGCCAUGAGAACCCACAGGACGGAUGCGUUGCCACUUCCCGGAGCAAUCCAUUUUACUUGAGGAAUCAGAAGUGAAGAAUCUGCCCCACCUUCUCAGCACUCCUCCCUUCUCCAAAUUGAAACCCUCAAGGGAGAGGAAAGGAUGCCUGCUGCACGCAGGAAAUCCAAGUCCAAGGCACCAGUCACAUUUGGGGAUUUGGCCAUCUACUUCUCCCAGGAGGAGUGGGAAUGGCUGAGCCCCAUUCAGAAGGAUCUGUAUGAAGAUGUCAUGUUGGAAAACUACCAGAACUUGGUUUCUCUCGGACUUUCCUUUCGGAGGCCAAAUGUGAUCACCUUAUUGGAAAAAGGGAAAGCACCCUGGAUGGUGGAGCCAGUGAAAAGACGCCGGGGCUUGGACUUAGGGUCUAAAUGUGAGACCAAGAAGUUAUCUCCAUAUCAGUGCAACAAAUCUGGGCAAAGCAUCUAUCAGAAAGCAGUUUCUGCACCACAAAAAGUUCCCACAGGAAAGAGAGACUGCAAGAAAAAUUCAGUCCUAAUAAAACCCAAGAAAGUGCAUUCAAAGAAGAAAUCUCUAAAAUGUAAUGACUGUGGGAAGUUCUUUAGUCAAAGCUUAUCUCUUAAACUUCAUCAGAACUCUCAUACUGGAGAGAAGCCUUAUGAAUGCAGUAAUUGUAGAAAAGCUUUCAGACAGAUCUCAUCCCUUAUUCUUCAUCAGAAAAUUCACAAUGGAAGGAAAAGCUAUGAAUGUGAUAAAUGUGGGGAAAGCUUCAUUCAAAGAACAACCCUUAUUUUACAUGGGAGAAGUCAUGAUGAAAAGGAAAUCUUUGACUGUGGGAACGCCUUGAGUCAAUGCCAGUCUCUCAGUAUACAUCAGAAAAUCCACCUUGUCCAAAAUGUCUACCAGUGCAGAAAAUGUGAGAAAGCCUUCAUUCGAAUGUCAUCUUUUUUACUUCAUAAGAAAAUUCACAAUGGAAGGAAAAUACAUAAAUGCAAUAAAUGUGGGAGAGGCUUCAGUAAGAAAUCAGUCCUUGUUAUACAUAAAAGAAUUCAUACUGGAGAGAAAACUCAUGAAAAUGAGAAGACCAUAAGUCAGAGUUUACAGCAGAGAAGUCACCAUAUAGAGAAUCCUUAUAAAUGCAGAAAAUGUGGGAAAUCCUUUAAUAGGAUUUCAUCCAUUAUGCUUCAUCAGAGAAUUCAUGCUUCAAAGAAACCCUACAAGUGUGAUAAAUGUGAGAAGAUCUUCAUGCGGCUUUCAACCCUUACUCUACAUCUAAGAAUUCAUAAUAGAGAGAAACUAUACAGAUGUAAUAAAUGUGAGAAGGUCUGCAACCGGCAUUCAUCCCUUAUUCAACAUCAGAAAGUUCAUACAAAGAAAAAGAAACUGUUUGAAUGUAAGGAAUGUGGGAAGAUGUUUUCUGGAAUUGCCAACCUUAAAAUACAUCAAAACAUUCAUUCUGAAGAGAAACCUUUCAAAUGCAAUAAAUGUAGUAAAGUUUUUGGCCGCCAAUCAUUUCUUAUUGAACAUCAGAGAAUCCAUACUGGAGAAAAACCCUAUCAGUGUGAAGAAUGUGGGAAAGCCUUCAGUCACCGAAUAUCUCUUACUCGACAUAAGAGAAUUCAUACUGAAGAUAGACCCUAUGAAUGUGAUCAGUGUGGGAAGGCCUUCAGUCAGAGUGCACACCUCGCCCAACAUGAAAGAAUUCACACUGGAGAGAAACCAUAUACAUGCAAAACGUGUGGGAAGGCCUUUAGCCAACGCACAUCCCUUAUUUUACAUGAAAGAAGUCAUACUGGAGAGAAACCCUAUGAAUGUAACGAAUGUGGGAAGGCAUUUAGCAGUGGCUCAGAUCUUAUUCGGCAUCAGAGAAGUCAUUCUUCAGAGAAACCCUAUGAGUGUAGUAAAUGUGGAAAGGCGUAUAGUCGGAGCUCAUCCUUGAUUCGACAUCAGAAUACACAUUCUGAGGAAAAGGCUUAAGAUUGUUUUAAAUAUGUAAAAGCUAAGAGGGAGGCUAGCAAAGUAGUAGAGACAGGCAUGGGAAAAUGCAUUUGUCUAUAACAUAAAUUGUGUAAAAAUGGGACAGUUUGAUGAUGUGUCCCACUUUGAAAGCCAAAGAGCAAAAGUCAUUGGUGAUUUUGACCUGAGGAUUUGAAAUCAACUAAGGCAGUGACUUUAUCAUAGGUGUUUGUUUCAAAAUAGCAAGCUCAGAUGAUUGGAUCACUCAUUUUUAAUGAAGAGCAUUCUUCAUUUGAUAAAAAUAACUGGUACUUUAUUUCUAGUGUAACUUUAUAGUUAUUUCAUUGGUUAUAUACAACAAAGUGAAUUGUAAAUCCAUUUUUCUGGAUGGAGCUGUGAGCCUGAUUUAAGGUCACAUGAAGAAAGAGUUUGAGUUUGUCCCUUAGAACUAGAAGUAUUACACAGAAGGGAUUUCCUCACAAACCAGGGUGCCAUUUUCAGUUGACAGAAACUUCUGGUUGAGAAUAAAGAAGAUUGAGUAAAGAUAGCACUCAUAAUUGUGUGGAGCAAUAGAGUCAUUACCAUACUGUCUCUAUGGAUAUGAAGACGUAUGAUCUUAAUGGUGUGAAAAAUCUAACAAGCCUGGGACAAGCUAAUGAGG
This is a messenger RNA of Kogia breviceps (pygmy sperm whale), 4552 nucleotides long. It is a transcript of the gene ZNF667, whose product is annotated as zinc finger protein 667. NCBI's taxonomy places the organism in Eukaryota, Metazoa, Chordata, Mammalia, Artiodactyla, Physeteridae. The record is from RefSeq and is a predicted model, not a curated record. Gene Ontology annotation, biological process: regulation of DNA-templated transcription.